GUGGAAAGUAAAUAGAAAACAGUUGGUUUGCGGCUCUGGAAGUUAAAACUUGGUUUGGCCAUUUUGGGCGAAAACUGUGUUAAUGAAUAAAACCAAAUAAAACUUGUGUAACUUAAUUUCUGUGUUGUUGACAUCCCUUAACCAGCCUCAUUUGUAUUGCUAGCAGCCAACGGCGUAGAACCGCUACGCAUCACGAAACCUCCAAAAACGACAUCAUCUCACAUCAAAACCAGCGCCGAUCCCAAAAUCAACCACCAUAAUCGACCGGCCCCAAGUGAGUAGAUCGCCCCGAUAGAUCGCCACGUACCAUCGCACAGCAGCACCGGCACUGGCACUGGCACCGUGACCAUCAGCACGAGGUUGCCGAAAGGUAAAAAUUCAAAAGAGUCUGCCUUACCGUUCACCGUGAAUCGGAGAUUAAGCGUACAGUGAAAGAAGAAGGAAAAACUCGCUACCAAGACAGAGCAGCCAGAGUGCGAGCUUCCAAGUUGGGAAGCGAUCGUCGACGAUCGCCACCAUCACAUCGUUGCAGAACACCAGCCGUGGCGGUUCGUCAUCGUCGAAGAACGAUCAUCGUCAGCGCAGUCAGUGUGGAUCUUCUCCCCCCCCCCCCCCCCCCCUACGAAGCAUACAGGUGUUAUACAGGUGGACCCCGAGUGUGAACGUGCGCGCGUCGACUCAGUACGGCACUGCUGACCAAAACGGUUUUAUUUAUUUCGUGGUUACGUACGGUGCACCGUUAAAACAACAGUUUCGUUUCCGGAAUUUCGACUUGUCAGUGACCUAGAGUCGUGCAAGGUUGACAAAACUCGGUCGUGUCGUUGUCGUGGUCCGUCGGUGUGGUUGACAGAGUGAAGUGACACAGUUUGAAUUUGAAGGAUUUGAAGGUUUUUGGGUUUCCUGCUGAACGAUGGCUUUGCUGCUGUUUGCGGGUAUCGCGGUGGUGGUUCUAUUCUCGAUUUUCUACUUUAUGAAAUCGUCGAAAGAAAUGCCGAAAAACUUUUCCCAGCUUGUGGCGGAGAUUAAGGUGCAGCAGGUUGGAUUUCUCGGUAUCGUGGAGGACAUUGUGCUGCGCGGUGCGAACAGAGUCGAACUGUACAAACAACCGGGAAAAAUUGCGCUCGUCACCGGUGGAAACCGAGGCAUCGGGUUGCGGAUCGUGCAAAAGCUCGUCGAAUGUGACAUCGAGGUGAUACUGGGCGUUCGCAAUCCGGAAGCAUCGAAAAAGGCCGUCGAAAAGUUCCUGGAAGAGAACAACGCACUGACCGGUGCGAAACUGCACUACGAACAGUUAGACAUUGGCAGCAUGAAAUCGGUGCGAGCGUUCGCGACCCGCAUCCAGGCUAAGUUUGAUAAAAUUCACCUUCUCUUCAAUAACGCCGGCGUGAUGGGAGUUCCGUAUAAACUUACCGAAGAGGGUUUCGAAUCACACAUGGCGAUUAACUAUUACGGUCACUUUUUGCUGACGCAUCUGCUGCUGCCACAGUUGCGAGCUGCCGGAACGCCAGAGUGUGCGGCUCGGAUUGUCAACGUGUCGUCCUGUGUCAACAAAAUCGGAGACAUCAAGUAUGGAGACAUCAACCGAACCAAAGACUACUACCCAGCGGAGGCGUACAACCAGAGCAAGCUGGUUCAGGUCCUGUUCGCGAAGCACACCAAUCUGCAGUUCGAGGAAGAUAACGUUCCGAUCCGGUCGUACGCCGUGCACCCGGGAGUUGUCAAUACGGAUUUGUUCGAGCAUUCAAGCACCACCUAUAUCCCGUGGGUCCGGCAGAUGCUAUUUAAGAACCCCGAGCAGGGAUCACGCACCAUCGUGUACGCCGGCAUCGCCCCGGAACUGGAAAGCAAGGCUGGCACGUACCUGAGCAAUUGUCGUGUGAUGACCUGCCAUCGCUUCUGGAAGAACUCGGUCCAGUGUGACAAGCUGUUCCGCUUCACCUGUGAUACGCUAGGAAUUAAGGAUUUCUUCCACAAGGAGUCCACCAAGUAGAGCUAGAACUAGCUAGAACACACGACAGGCUUUUUCCUCUUUCUAACAUUCCACUUCCAUCGAUGGGACUCUAAAGUGCAUUUAGGUUUAGAAGCAACGUGCUGCUGUGAAGGACUUGUUCUAUUGUACGGUUGCUGCUGCUGUUGUUACCGCCUUCGAACCGUUCGUUCGUUCGAUGCAAAGCAGGAAAAGAAUAAUAUUACAUCACAUUCAAUUAUUACGAUUUCCAUUAGCAUAGGGACAUAAAUGACUUCCGGAUUAUGUUAAAAGCAUUUCAUCAUCUUUCGUACUUCAACGUUUUUAUCCGUCCGUUUGCCGUACGACGUCGAUAGACGAGUAUAGGAUGCUAGGAUCACUAUUACUACCAGUUAAUAAAAAUACAAUCGGAACCGGUUGGUAUAGGUUAAUGGAGUUUCCUCU
Molecule: messenger RNA, 2410 nt
Organism: Sabethes cyaneus
Lineage: Eukaryota; Metazoa; Arthropoda; Insecta; Diptera; Culicidae
Product: dehydrogenase/reductase SDR family member on chromosome X
Exons: 7
Coding region: 911-1990 (359 amino acids)
Source: RefSeq, a predicted model, not a curated record